UCCGUCCGCCCGUCACAAGAUGUCGCUAGUAGUACCGGAGUGGUCGGCGUCACCGCGCUGCGACGUAAUUGCACGCGGCUAUUAUCUGGGCGGCGCCAGGCGCGCAUGGCGGCCGUGCGAGCGGGAUGCACUCGAUAAUACGUAAAACAAAACGAGGGAGUAAUAAUGGUAAAAAACGAGCAGCACGCAAAUUAUAGUGAGAAAUGAGGCAGCCGGUAGCGGUGGGGGCUCGUGGUACGGUGGGGGCCCUCGCGUCAGUCGCGGCGCCCGGCGCACUGAGAACGCGCCACCCGCGCCGCCCGCGCCGUCGCGAGUGCUGUGAGUGAGUGACAUGCGCCAGCUCAGCCGCCUUCGCCAUGAGCGGCAAGGGCUCCUCCUCUCCGGACCUGCUCAUGAAUGUUAGUAUCGACCCCGUGACCGCUGAUCACAAGGAUAUGAAGAUAUUAGAACAUCCGAGCUUACGCGGUACGCCUCUGGCGAUGCUGGCGGCUCAGUGCAACAAACUGUCAAGCAAAUCCCCUCCUCCGCUGGCGGACGCCGCCGUGGGCAAGGGCUUCCACCCGUGGAAGAAGAGCCCGGGCGCUCACUCGCCGCCUGGCGCCGGCGCUGCACCGCGCUCGCAACCGCCCGCCUGCUCGCCGUACGGCCGCGGACCUACCUCGUGCGCGGCCGCGCCCUCCUACGGCAACGAUCUCUACUUCCCGUCCUCGGGUGACCAACUCCUCGGCAAAAGUGAAUCCAGUGCAAGUCUCGGCUCUAUGUACUCGCGACACCCCUAUGAGUCUUGGCCAUUCAAUGUCGGUGGCGGCGGCGGCACUGGCGCUCUCAAAGCUGCCGAGAUGAGCGGCGUGAGUGCCGUCGGCAGUACCUGGUGGGAUGUUCACAGUGGAUGGCUGGAUGUAGGAGGCCAGAUGGCUAAUUAUGCCGGCCAGGACUACUCACAACUGACACAUUCACUAUCGGGAGGUGCGCAUUUAUUACCACCCGCGCCUCACCUGCUGCAAGAUGCAUACAAGUCCGUACUCCCCACACAAGGCUCAUUCGGCCUGCAUGCACCCGGGUCCCCUGCACCGCCAGCACAAGCACCAUCUCCGAGGUCACAACGUCGAUAUGCUGGCCGCGCCACCUGUGACUGUCCCAACUGUCAAGAAGCGGAGAGGCUCGGCCCUGCCGGAGCGCAUCUGCGAAAGAAAAAUAUUCACAGCUGUCAUAUACCCGGUUGUGGAAAAGUAUACGGCAAGACAUCCCACCUGAAAGCUCAUCUUCGCUGGCACACUGGCGAGAGACCGUUCGUUUGCAACUGGUUGUUCUGUGGUAAACGAUUCACACGCUCGGAUGAGCUGCAAAGACACCUACGAACACAUACGGGGGAAAAAAGGUUCGCGUGUCCGGUGUGCAAUAAGAGAUUCAUGAGGUCGGACCACCUCGCGAAGCAUGUGAAGACUCAUAACGGUGGCAAGAAGGGCAGCUCGGACUCGUGCUCGGACUCGGAGGAAAACAGCCAGGGCGAGGGCGGCGCGGGGGGGCGCUCGCCCGAGCACCCGCUGGACGUGAAGCCGAGCGCGCUGGUGUGACGGGGGCACGCGGCGCCCGCGCACCACGCGCCGCCGCUGCUGUGAUCCCCGCGCUCGCUGUACAUACCACAUAUCACUACACUGUAACAUAGGAGCCACACGUGUAAUAGAGACAAUGUGCCGCCGAGGCCCGACGUGUAUGUAUUUGUUGUGAGACUUAAAGUGUUGUACAGUAUAGAUACUAUUAAAAAAAUAAUUAUCUCAUAUUAUAGCUAGAUAUUAUAUGUUAAAUUAGUGUAAGUAGAAUCACUCUUUAGUCCAAAAUUGCAGAUUAAUUUAUUGAAACAAUACCUCAACAUGUUUCAAAAGGAAUCUUUUAUUUAUUGUACAGAACUAAGCAAACAUUCUUGAUGAACUUGGCUCAUAAACAACUCUCCUUUUGUAACAGACGUGUGUUUCAUUAGAAAUAAUGUGAUCUUAAUGUUAUCGUGUUUUAUUUUUGAAGAAACUGUGUUAAGUACUUAAUAAUCAAAAUGUUAUUUACAAUAAUAAAAGAACUGAGUUAUAAGAGUACUUUCACACUACUAAGUGGGUUUUGCCCAAUUUUGUCCAUAUAAAUGCUUACUCUGAUUCCACAUUUUUAAUAUAUAAAUACAUAAAUCUAAUUAAAAUGUCACUUGUAUUUUCUCAAUGCUAUCUGAUUGUUGUUUAUGAGAAAGCUCAAUUACACAUCAGUAACCUUUAAAUAACUAUAACAAUGUUGUAUAAUACAAUAUUAGUAAAAGAUUAACUAAAAUUCCACAGUUGAUUUCAACAAUAAGAUCUUAUUUUUGUUCAAUAAAAUCGAUUUUUACGUCCUCGUCGAAUCGAUAAACUAUUCGGUGAUAUUUGUUAGCUUGAAAACUGUAAUUGUAAUAAAAUGUAUAUUGUACAAAAUUGUGCGAAUUAAAAAAAUGCCUGAUAUUGAUUUUAUAAAAAUUGAAUAUAUUUUUCCGAGUGGA
Molecule: messenger RNA, 2515 nt
Organism: Helicoverpa armigera (cotton bollworm)
Lineage: Eukaryota; Metazoa; Arthropoda; Insecta; Lepidoptera; Noctuidae
Gene: Sp1
Product: transcription factor Sp9
Exons: 3
Coding region: 357-1574 (405 amino acids)
Biological process (GO): regulation of transcription by RNA polymerase II
Molecular function (GO): DNA-binding transcription factor activity, RNA polymerase II-specific; RNA polymerase II cis-regulatory region sequence-specific DNA binding
Source: RefSeq, a predicted model, not a curated record